Molecule: messenger RNA, 2199 nt
Organism: Annulohypoxylon truncatum
Lineage: Eukaryota; Fungi; Ascomycota; Sordariomycetes; Xylariales; Hypoxylaceae
Exons: 1
Coding region: 673-1503 (276 amino acids)
Biological process (GO): regulation of transcription by RNA polymerase II
Cellular component (GO): PcG protein complex; transcription regulator complex
Molecular function (GO): DNA-binding transcription factor activity, RNA polymerase II-specific; RNA polymerase II cis-regulatory region sequence-specific DNA binding
Source: RefSeq, a predicted model, not a curated record
CUUGCACGCACACAUAAGGGAAAGGGAAAGGGAAACUGGAACUGGAUCGGAUUCCUCUUUCCCAUCCAUGAAUGCUCUCACUUCUUUUUAACCAACAAACUUCCCGUCGUAUCUCACAUGGGAAAGCUCCUCCGAUCUGCCUCACUUCUUCUCAACCUUUGUUCGAGAACAUCCUUAGAACCCUCCCAAAUCCCCCUCCGCUACCUCUUCAUCCCAUUUCCCGUCGCUAUAUACAUAGACCCUGGAUGUGUUUAACUAGGCCCAAUCUAGCUUGAGCUUACCUGUGCGCGCAUACACAAACGCACAUAAUUAUACUUUGCCGAAUAAUACAACCAUCCCACCUUCACCCGUCUCGUCGCGUCCUUCGAACUCGUCCCAAUCUUAGCUACCGCCCGCCAAAGCCUUGUCUAUCUUCGGGGCAUGCUUGAUUAAGCACGAAUCCGCAUCAACCACAUAGUUAGCGGCAUAGUUCGCGGCAUAGUUCGCCCACACUUUGAAAGGUCCAUUCCACUGCUGCUUGCCCUUGCUACAGCGGUGUGAGCUUCACAUUUUCAUAAGAAUUGAUCAGCGUACGAAAGACGCUUGGAUACCACAACAGCUUUGGCAGUUUAAAUAGAAAUUGAACUUUCAUUCCUCAUCUUCCGCGCCCUCCCACACACGUCAAAAGACAAAAUGCACGCUCGAGACGCCACCGGCCGUCAGGUCUCGCUUCUAAACGAUGAUCCAUACGCCAGUCACCAGUCAUACCAAACUGCUCCCCACUAUCAAUCCGCCGGCGACCAAUCGCCGCCACCCCACACUCCAGAGCUUCUUCGUUCAGAUUCUUACGAUUCUAACGCCAGCUACGACGCUUUCUCCCCAUUGACGCCUGGUCUAUAUGACUACACCUCGAGGCAGCUUUAUGAUGAUUAUCUUCCUGAUCAGCAGGCUGGCAUGAAGCGACCUGUCUACGUCGCAACGAGCCGCUCAAACUCGUACGAGGAUGAUAGCUCCGCUAGCUCGGCGGCGCCUGAGAAGGCUGGCAAGCGCUACCCCUGCCGGUACCGCGACAGCCAUGGUUGUGAGAAGACGUUCACAACUUCGGGUCAUGCUUCUCGUCACUCUAAAAUUCACACUGCCGAGAAGGCUGUUCAAUGCACAUACCCUGGAUGCCACAAGAAAUUCACUCGCGCAGACAACAUGAAACAACACCUCGAAACUCACUUCAAGGACAAGUCAAGGUCUUCGACCUCGUCCAAAUCUAAGAGCUCGUCACUGUCUUCAUCUUCUAAGAGGGGCUCAGUAUCCUCCAAAUCAUCAUCCCAUGGCAACGGACCUUCCCACGAGGUGCAGAUGUGGGAAUCCGAACAAUAUGGUUCCGACGCUCAGCCACCACUUGCAUCCCCUGGCGGCGCCUGGGAUAUGCGCGGCCUUAACAUCCCUUUGAUGAGCCGGCCAAGCGCGGUGAGAACCAGCAGCGGAUUAGACGCCCUUGCAGCGAUUGCAUGCCAGGAAGGUGCCUAGGAUUUCCUUCGUUACAUGUUCUCCUACUUUCUGACGCCGGCACGGAACCGAGCGGUACCCGAUUGAGUAAUGACGGGGUAAUGGAUGGGUACGGCUCUCCCUGUAUGUUUACAGGGAUAGAUACGACUUGGAUUUGUUUUGAACACGGCGUUUGGGUAUAUUCAGGAUCAUACUCACGGACUAUACUAUUGAUACCAGGGUGGCAAGCAUACGAUGGCGCACCUCAUUAUUUUUGCAUAUUCCAUUCCAAAGAACGGCCGGGAAAAGCACUUAAGGAGCAUAAGUGCUUCUCUCGCUUCUCUGCGCCUGUGGCGCGAUUGCCAGGGCUGGCCUGCUCGUCGCCCUCGAUUCUUACUUUGGAAGAAAAAAAGGUUGUAGCAGAUGUACAGGCGUCAGUCAUGGCGAGUGCAUGUUUGUGCUUGCAUAUACGAGCUGAUUAUCAGGCGCACGGGAUUCGCGCCGCGGACCUCGUCAGCAAAGGUCCUAUUGCCGAAAGGGGUGGCAUUUUUUAUCUGCUUGAACACCUAUAUAUACAUGACGCUGGGUUAGGCUUUAGAUACCAACGUCCGCCCAGACAGAAAAGGGGGCGGAUGGCAUACGAAAAUGAGAAGCAAUGUUUAAUGAUAAAACUCCAAUAUUCUCCCAUCUACAAUUUACCUAAACUUGCAUAGUACAUUUUGAACAUAUGAAGUGCCG